Messenger RNA from Etheostoma spectabile (orangethroat darter), 3221 nucleotides. RefSeq lists its product as uncharacterized. Bases 1701 to 3221 code for a protein of 506 amino acids. The record is from RefSeq and is a predicted model, not a curated record. Lineage: Eukaryota; Metazoa; Chordata; Actinopteri; Perciformes; Percidae. The transcript has 4 exons.
CACAGUUGUGUUGGGACCCAGCAGAGUCUCUUAUCAGAUUGCAGUCUAGAUCCCCACAGUGAACCAAGUGUCUCUAGCCUACUAGACUACAAGUGGUUACAACAAGAGAAAACUCUGACUUAACCGCAAGAUCUCAAGCAGAAACGAGUGGAAGGGACAAAACAAGUGAAACAUCUUAUUCUGAAGCCUGAAACCAGGCAGAAUACAACUUCAAGUACCAUGGACAAAGAAACAGAGGACAUGGAAGAGUUCACCCACGUCGUCGUGUCCGAGGUCGUCGAACAGGCCGCUGCCAACCUCGACGAGCUGAAGCAGGCGAUCUGCCGCUGGCAAGCAGGGGAAGGCAUCACGUCCGAGGACGACAAAAACAAAACCUCUGCUGGUUGUGUCACCCAACAGAAGGUGCGGCAACACCUGGAUAGGUUUUUUACUAAGCGGCGAGCGUUUUCUGAACAUAGUGGGGGCAUCCUACAGGACAAAGAGGUCACCUGCCCCAACACUUUUCCAACCAGGUCUAAACAAAAAAUAACGAUACACUCCUCUUCUUGGACAUCGUGCCAAAGCUGUCCGUAUCCAGAGAGCCUGGCGAAGGAGGCAAAAGCAGCCAAAAUGUUCAUCUCCCAAGUGGUCGAUGAUCAUCAUCAGCAGUCCAUUGAGUCACUGAGGAAACUUCACGCCACUGAUUCCGCCAGCAAAACCGAGAAACCAGCUGGAAAGUCACUUUUCAAAAAGCUACAGUCAGCUUGGAAAAGACGUUUUGGCAGGAGGAUGAGCGAGAAAGUCGAACAAGUUUCAGAGCAACAUGUACACCAGGCCAGCCAGGACAGUGCAGCGUCUUCCAAACAAGACCUGAGAUCCACCCGUUUGGAGCUGGUGGAGAAAGAAGAGGACUCUGUAGAGAUGGAGGUGAGGAAUCGAGCAUCUUCAGCCUCCAGCAGCUCAUCUCCAUCAACCAAUCAGGUAGAUGAUGACGCUCAGCCAGAGAGCCUUCUGCUGGUCGAAACUGCAACAAUUUUUCAAAAUGAGCUGAGGAUUUGGAAAUCCACAGAGUCUUGUGAUGAGGUUCUGACGGCGGCUGAAGAAACUGAGGAGAAGGUAUCUACCCCUGACUUGGCAGACAGCUGCUGUCAGGUCUUGCAGGAAACCUCCAGUCGUACUUCCAUGGCCCAGACAGUUCAAGCCUUGCCUAUUGAAGGCCAGGAAGAAUAUGAAAAGACUGAGACUAGUGGACAGACUACAGAAAGUCCUCAAAACCAAAAGAUCUCAGAGAAAGAGGCAGAAGAUUUCAUAGAAAACGAGGACGUCUGGAUCCCUGAGACAGGAUCAAGCUUCAGACUCUCCACCACGCCAGUGGAGAGCAGCAUAGCUUCUUUCUGUUCGAGCACAACCCCAGCCAUGUUUGAGGUAGCGAACAUGGAUGACAGCCAAAGUGAAGUUUGGAGGAUCAGUUCAACUUCACACCAGUGAGAGUCUUCUUCUGUUUCGAGCACAACCCAGCCUGUUGAGUGGAACAUGAUGCAGCCAAAUAAUUGAGACAUUCAUAGGACAAGUCUGAUUUGAUCAAAGCGAAAGUCGUCACGAGACAUUAUCAAAACGUGAAGCUGGAACGCUUUGGUGUAAAGCAGCGUAAAAAGCUUCCGACAUUUUCAGAUUUUCAUAAUGUUCAGAAAGAGCAGGAUGAAGCUCCCGCUGAGCACCACAUGUAUUUUGGUCUACAGCAAUUAUUUGCUAAACCCCUUGAAGUAAAACCUUCAGAGGCUGACAAUGACCUGGUCAUGACAAUAUAUUCACCUCCAGAAAUAUCAGGAGAGAACGGACAUUCUGUAUUUACACAGGAGGAAAAUGAAGCAGCAGCAGACACGCAGCUAGUCCUGGAUUCUUCCACAAUUUUAGCCAUAAUAAGGAGAUUCUUCCAGAGUCUCAGUGAAGAGCAAUGGAGGGAAGUAAGCGAAGGUGUUUACAAUCAAGAUGUGAAGGAGCAGCUGAUUUACAUGUGCAUGGAUGUGCUGAGCUUCAUCUCAGACUCGGUCAUUAAAAUCUUCUUACAGUCAACGUGCCAGUUGUCCGCCACACCUGGGACCUUAACUCUGUGGAGACCCUUGUCCUCGAAGCAGUUGAUGGAGUUUUUCGACAACAACUUUCAGAGUAGUUUGGAAAGCUCCUUCAGUCAGGCUCUCUGUGAAAUAACUGGUGCUGACACAUCUGCAAGGAUUUUGCACAAAUUCACAGAGGCGAUAGUGGAAGAGGUCACUGAAGAGGUUACUUCUGCCUUAUCAGUGGCCAUACAAGGCCGUCCAUCAUUGGAUGGAAGACCCUCCAGUGCCCCUGUAACUGCCAGCUGCCAGAUGUCAAAGGACAGAGUAGCUAAGAAGACUUUGGCAGGAGCUAUUGCAACUAUGAAAUCCAUUCUCACAGGACGAGGCACCGCAGUCAAGAGAAGGAUUCAGACAAAGAGCGGUUUAGAUCCUGACGUUAAAGAGGUGUCCACCAAGAAAAAAGAGUCACGAUGGAAGAGGCUUUUCAGUCGAAGGCAGAGAAAAGUUCUGUCUUUUGCAACGGACGAUUUGAAUGGAGCUGCCAGAUCAGCCAGUGCUGACUCGGCAUCUAUGCACACUCUAGAGAAACAACAGCUUUCUUGGUUUACUCGAGAGUCCUCCAUGUCCUCUCCCAGUGCUGCCCUGAAGACAGACCCGUGGCCCACUCCGCUAGAGCUGGUAGACUACAUGGAGGUUGAGGGCAUGACACCAGAAGAUUUUAUCUCAUCUCUGUUUCAAUUCCUCGAGGAUGAACCUUUGUCCGACUUGGCAUCUAUGCAAACUCUGGAGAAACAACAGCUUUCUUGGGUUCCUCAAGAGUCCUCCACGUCCUCUCCCAGUGCUGCCCUGAAGACAGACCUGUGGUCCACUCCGCUAGAGUUGGUAGACUACAUGGAGGUUGAGGACAUGACACCAGAAGAUUUUGUCUCAUCUCUGUUACAAGAAGAGAAGACCGCUUCUUCUCAGUCUCCGUCCGAUGACUCUGGUGACGAGGAAACCGUCAUUCAGAUCUCUGCCAGCCAGUGUCUCAGUGCCAACGAAACCAAGGCAACGGAGAGAAACGGCCUCUGCUGCUUUUUCUGCAACAUAUUCUCAAAGAAGAAGAAGGAGGAGGAGGAGAAGAAGGAGAAGAAGACAAAGACUCCUUUGUGGAUGCAGCUCUUUUGCUCCCCCCUUCCCUUUUAA